This is a messenger RNA of Closterium sp. Naga37s-1, 1674 nucleotides long. The record is from the annotation of a GenBank genome assembly. NCBI's taxonomy places the organism in Eukaryota, Viridiplantae, Streptophyta, Zygnematophyceae, Desmidiales, Closteriaceae.
AUGCUUCUCCCGCGUCGCGACCAAGAUCAACCUACUGCCCCUCCACAUUCCAAAUCGCCCCUCGCCACUCCACUCCCCCACGUGGGAAUCCCGGAAGGGGGAGGCGGAGGGGGGGGCGGGGGCGGGGGCGUGGGGGGAGCGCCUCCGCCAACGAGCACUAUUUACGUGGCGAAUCUGCCCCCGGGCGCGGAUGAGGAGCUGCUGGCGGAGCACUUCGGCACCAUCGGGCUCAUCAAGAGGGACAAGCGCACGGGGCGGGCGAAGGUGUGGCUGUAUCGCGACAAGGAGAGCACGGCGCUCAAGGGCGACGCCACUGUCACGUACGAGGACCCCUUUGCUGCCGUCCUCCUCCAUCCCCGUUCUCCUCCCCCUCCUCCCCUCAACCUCCACCUUCCCUUUCCCCGUUUCCUCCACUCCCCCCUUCCCCCCCACCCACCCCAUCCCCCCUCCUUUCCCCCCCCGUCCUCCCUCCUUCCCCCCCCUGCACCCCUCCCACAGAGGGACAAGCGCACGGGGCGGGCGAAGGUGUGGCUGUAUCGCGACAAGGAGAGCAUGGCGCUCAAGGGCGACGCCACCGUCACGUACGAGGACCCCUUUGCUGCCGCCGCCGCCGUCGACUGGUUCCACAACAAGGACUUUCACGGCCGCACUAUUGCUGUCUCGCUCGCUCAGACCAAGCAUGGCAGUGCGGGUGGUGCCGGGGGAGGGGGGAAUGGGUUUGGGCAUUCCGGGGAUGUGAGCGGGAGAGGCGAGGAGGGGGGUGGCGGAGGGGAGGUGAGGGGCGGUGGUGGUGGUGAUGGUGGGGCGGUAGCGGCGGCAGCGCAAGGGAAGCCGUGGCAGCAGCAGGGGGACUGGAUGUACACGGCUGGGUGGGAUUGCUCUGGCAUGGGGAGAAUGGAUGGGGGAGGAAGGGAAUGCAUGGGAAAAGUGUGGUGGGGUGGUUGGGUGGUUCGUUCCAUAGUGCUGGUUUUGCUGUGCGGCAAUGUGAACUUUGCCUUUCGGGGGGAGUGCAAUCGCUGUGCCACGCCCAGACCAGCAGGGGGAGGGGGAGGCGCAGGGGGAGGGGGAGCAGGCAUGGGGAGGGGGGGAGGCAGAGGGGGGAGAGGGGGCGACUCUGGGAGAGGGGGUCGAGGAUUCGGGGGUCCCCCAGGGCUGUUCGGACCAAUGGACUGGCCGUGCCCCAUGUGUGGCAACAUGAACUGGGCAAAGCGCGCCAAGUGCAACAUCUGCAACACCAGCCGCCCUGGGACCAGCGAGGGGGGCGCCAGGGAGGGCCGUGGUGGCGGGUACAAGGAGCUGGAUGAAGCCGAGCUAGAAGAGACGAGGAAGCGACGCAAGGAAGCCGAGGAGGACGAUGGGGAGAUGUACGACGAGUUUGGCAACCUCAAGAAGAAGUUCCGCAAGAAGCUCGCUGCUGAUGCUGCUGCUGCAGCAGCUGGCGGGGCAGGAGGCAAAGGGGGUGGGGACGGCGGGGCGAGUGGAGGGGAGGGAGCGGGUGGGAAGGAGGAGGGGAAGAUGGGGAAGGCGCUGUGGGAGGAGGAUCUGAAGACCAUUCAUCGACAGGGCAGCCGCAAGAAUCAGGAUUCGGAGCGACGGAGCAAUGCCCGGCCGUGGGAGUUGCAAGAGGAGGAGGAACAGGAGAGGCGUGGAGAGGGGAGGGACCGUGUGAAUUGA